Lolium perenne is the source of this 793-nucleotide messenger RNA. RefSeq names its product protein COFACTOR ASSEMBLY OF COMPLEX C SUBUNIT B CCB3, chloroplastic. The record is from RefSeq and is a predicted model, not a curated record. NCBI's taxonomy places the organism in Eukaryota, Viridiplantae, Streptophyta, Magnoliopsida, Poales, Poaceae. Gene Ontology annotation, cellular component: chloroplast thylakoid membrane.
CAGACGAAGGCCACGGACCGCUGCUCUCGCUCUCCACUGUUUUUUCCUCUUCUCCGGCUCUCAUGGAGGCCGCCAUGCUCGUGGCUCCGCAGCCUUCCCUGCUGUUCUCGCCGGCGAGGGGCGGGCCGUCCACGAGGUGCUGCGCCGUUGCCGGCGCCGGCGGCCGCGCUAAGGACAUGGAGACGCGGCCGGAAGCAAGAAGCGAGGGCACGCCGUGCAAGCCGAUCACCAGAGGAGCUCACGGCCACCUGCUAUCCAUGGCCACAACGGCGGCGGCCAUUACGAGCACGGCCGCCCUGCCGUGCCACGCCGCACCGGCGGCGUACGAGCCAACGCAGCUACACUACGGGGCGGCGAUGGUGGUGCUGGGCGACCUGGACCCGGCGACGGCGAAGGUGGUGAUCGGGGUGGCGGGGCCGGCGCUGUCGGCGCUGGGGUUCCUGUUCAUCGCGCGGAUCGUCAUGUCGUGGUACCCGAGGCUGCCGGUCACCAAGUUCCCCUACGUGCUGGCGUACGCGCCCACCGAGCCCAUCCUCGCCGCCACCAGGAAGCUCAUCCCGCCGCUCGGCGGCGUCGACGUCACGCCGGUAGUCUGGUUCGGACUCGUCAGCUUCCUCAGCGAGAUCCUCGUCGGGCCGCAGGGCCUCCUCGUCCUCCUCUCCCAGCAGGUCUCCAAGUAGCUUUUAGCUUAGGAAAGCACUGUAUUUUUGUUUCUAUACAUUCUCUGGCCGAUGUAAAUGAGCUCGUGUGUGUACGAUCGUUUCAACAGAGGGGAAAGAUAACAGUUCUGUAA